Messenger RNA from Striga asiatica, 1083 nucleotides. NCBI's taxonomy places the organism in Eukaryota, Viridiplantae, Streptophyta, Magnoliopsida, Lamiales, Orobanchaceae. The record is from the annotation of a GenBank genome assembly.
AUGGGCCAACAUAUCCAGUUCUAUGGGCCGACUCGUAGUAGACUGGAGCCGAAGGUAGACCAUGAGCUCAUCGAGCUAGGGCAGAAGUUUUUCAAGAAGCUGACGAGGAAGCUGAAGGACGCAAACUCGUUCAGUGAGGCUGAGUUCAUGGACAUGCUGACUUUGUAUUUGGAGAAUUCGGCGAAAAAGGUUGGAAUCUCAUUUCAUUUCGAUAAAUUCGAACCGCGUUACGCUUGUAAUGCUGUUGAGAAAUUGGGGUUUUUGAUGGCUAAGGAUGUUAAAUGCUUGAUUGCUGAGGGUUCUGUUGCGUUGAGUGUUUGUGAGAUGCUGGAGGCUCUGAUAAUUAACGGGCUUGUCGAUCGUGCAUUCACAUUGAAUUUGAUUAAUAAGUUGAUCGAGAAACAGAAGUCUGACUUGAUUGUCUCGUGCGUGAAGCAUUUGCCCGAUUUGCAAGCUUACGACAUGAUGUGCAUUCUGAAGUACUUUCUGAUGCUUCCGGUCGAUGGGUAUGAGAGCCUGGUUAGCUUGAGAAAGGAUUGGGAGAGCCAUGCACUGUUAUCCAUUGAUAAAGCCAGUGGAAAAGGAGUAAAAGGGAAAGAGAAAAUCUUCGCAAAAGAGGCGGUCAUGCUGGCAUACGAUGGAUUUUCUGUGUCCGAAUUAUGUUUACGUUAUUUUCUCGCCUGUCCUAAUCUUGAUGAGGUGAUGUUCUCAGCUUGUGUUGGGAAAUUGGAUGGUGAGGAGAUUAAGGCAUUGGUUCGGUACUUGAAGAAGUGGCUCGAGAAAUAUGAGAGGUUCCCUCAGGUGGGGCCCUGUCACAAGGGGUCAUCGGUUUUAGGUGUGAAAGUCUGCGAGUGGGUCCCGUUUCUCGAGACUGUGGUGAAAUGUCUUUGUGUGAUUGUGGACGAGCAUUUCUCAUUUUUGGUUUUGCAUUCGGAGUUUGGUGAGUUGAGAACUUUAGAGGGAGUUGUUGGGUCCCUAGCUGCAGAGGUAAGGCUUUGCAGUGGUUUGGCUACUUUGGCGGAAAGGUUGAGAGACGAGCGCAAAGCUUACGACCACGAGUCUCCAGGAAAUUUUGCAUUUUGA